AGAUAUUUAGACCAAAAGCAACAAGAAAACAGACAUCACCCGAAGUCCAAAAAGAAGAAAGAUUCCCAUAAUCACCUGAAAGAAAACGUAAUGCACUCCAUCAGCAUCUCAUCUUAGUAAUUUAAAGUAUUAUCAACUUCAAACUUUGGCUAUCCUUUUCUUCUACUUUCUGCUAAAAAUCCUUUCUUUUUCCAUUCCCAAAAGUCCCUUUAUUCCUUCUUUCUCUCUUUCCCUGAAGAAAAAAGCUGAUCUUCCUCAUGUUAUUUAUUUCAGAGAACACAUUUAAUUGUAAUUUUCUUGAUUUUUUUUUUUUCAAUUCCAAGCUGAUCACUAGCCGGAAACAAUUGUUGUAGAAAGAACAUAUACCAAAACAGCCAAGCUGGAUAGGAAGAAAAAUGGUGGGGAGACUAAAGAUCGAAAGAUUGUGAACAGAAUAAUCGGACGGUGGAGAUUAUUCAGUUUGCUUAAACAGAUGCCUUUACCUUUGGAUGUUUUUAGUGAUGCUAAUGGUCACCAAAGAGUCACUUUAUCUGAGCCCGGUGGCUCGUCGGUUGAGGUAAUAGUGGAAAGCGGGCAAGUCGUGUCUUGGAAGAAUAACCGUCGAGAAGAGCUUCUUUUCUUCACAAGCAAGAGUAAUGGAAACCGAUCACAAGCUCCUGUAUUCGGCGGAAUUUCCAUUAGUUUUCCUCAGGCUACUAAUUUGUGGCCUUUCGAGCAGCACAGAUUAUGGUCGUUAGAAAACGACCCUUUUGAUCGAGUGCCAAGUGGCAGCCGAUUAUCGUCUGUUAAUCUUGUAUCUCGAACCUCAGACAAAGGUUCGAAAAUCCUAGCUUGCAGAUUCGAGGUUCGGCUUAAUAUAUCCAUCAGCCAGGGAAAGCUCACUCUUAUGCCUUCAGUGAGAAACAUCGGCAAUAAGUCAUUUUCGUUCACUAUCGCAACUCGUAACAGCUUAUCGGUUUCUAACAUUAGGUGUUAG
Molecule: messenger RNA, 976 nt
Organism: Striga asiatica
Lineage: Eukaryota; Viridiplantae; Streptophyta; Magnoliopsida; Lamiales; Orobanchaceae
Source: the annotation of a GenBank genome assembly